UAAAACGUGCCGCUUUCUCGGGCACGCACGCAUAGCUUGUCUAGAAAGACAUGUCUGUAUGACAAGCUCCCUAGUUAGUACUAUGCACUGCGCUCAGGGGUCUGUGGAGCCAGCGAAGUGGAUUGUAGCAUCGCGUGUUCAGUCUGGGGUUUAAAAUGGUGCCUCCCAAAGGAGGCGACUUGGGAACUAAUAUCUGACAAGAUCACAGCUACAGGAAAAUGGACAGUGAGGUACAGCGAGAUGGAAGGAUCUUGGAUUUGAUUGACGAUGCUUGGCGAGAAGACAAGCUGCCUUAUGAGGAUGUUGCGAUACCACUGAACGAACUUCCUGAACCUGAACAAGACAACGGUGGCACCACAGAAUCUGUGAAAGAACAGGAAAUGAAGUGGACAGACUUGGCCUUACAGUACCUUCACGAGAAUGUCCCUCCCACCGGAAACUGACUGAGCUUCUUUCUUAUGUCUGGAUCUUUCAAAAAUAUAUUGAUAUAUAGCCCAAACAACAACAAAAACAAAAAAUAUUGAUAGAAAUUUUUUUUCAGUCUCCUAAUUCAAAUCUCACAGUAAUUAAAUCAACACUCAAAAAUAUACACCCAACCUGGUUUAUAGCAACAAAGUGCACAGUGAAGAUAUUCAGAAUGAGAAACCCAGGUUUCUCGGGAAUACAGAAUAUUUGGCUCUUUACACAUACAAUAUGUUAAUUCACUUUCUUGUAUUUGAUUAAAUAUUUGCCUUUAACUCUAAUUUUGCUUCGCUGUCAAAAUUUAAUACUUCCCAACUACAUACAUUAUGUCCCAUGACACAGAGGGUUGAAAAUAUGAGAGGGAAGGGCAGAGGGGAAGCUAAAUACACAGAGAAUUAUUGACUUCUCAUAUUCCCCAAAUUAAGAAGUAUUUUAAGUAGAUGUGGCCUGCACAUGUGUAUGCCUAUAUUUAUACCUAAGAUUGACCAAGCUAUUUUCAAACUUUGGUUAAAUUUAUGGUUUAAAAAGUUAUCUGAUAGUUAACCUCCACACAACUGCCUUCUGUGUCACAGGACAAAACCUUUAGGUAGUUGGAGAAGACAGGAGCGCGGCGCACCAGGCCCAGCCAGGCUUGAACUUAGUACUAUGGGAGAAGUUUAAGGCAUCCGAAGUUUGAGGCUGCCCCAAAGGAAGCAUGCCAGAAACCUCCCCAGAGUCUGCCUGGUGAUUCCAUGCCUUACCUCCCAGUCUGCGCUCCUGGACCAAAACCUGCUAACCGAACUCCAGACAGCAACAAGUUCGGCCCCUGGUUUUAUCCGUUAAUGGCAUGACUUAUUUCCUCAAAGCCUUUUGAGAUAUAACCAAAAUACCAUGAAACAUUUGUCACUAGUGAAACAUUUGUAUAAGAAUUUGUAAUUUGCAGCACACAUAUAUUUCUUUCCUGGGAAUACUCUUUUUUUAAAUUGAGUCUUUUGGUUAGCUUUUAGGAAGAAGUACAUCACAAAACAAAUGAGUUGAUGUCUGGGGAUUUAGCUCAGUGGUGCCACCAUCUGCCUCACAAGAGCAAGGUCCCAAGUUUGAUCCCCAGUACCAAAAAACAAAGCAAAACAAAACAAGUUGAUUUUGGGGUUUCAACUGGAAACAUGGUUAUAGUGGCUGGUGAAUUUUUUAAAAUAGAAGUUACCUGAGGAUAGAUUUUAGUGGAAAAACAAAUUAGAAGAGCGUUAUAUUGGCUCAUGUGAGAGAUGAUGGCUUUUAGCUCCUAGAGGUAGAAUUUUCCAGGCUUGCUCGCUCCAGGUGUAUUUAAUAAAGCCAGCAACCAAGGUUCUGAUUUCAAUCCCCAGUACCGAAAAUUAAGCCAGCACCUUGGAGCAUAGUCAUGUGGAUUGAAAUACUCGCGACCCUUCCAUAAGACUCAGAACUGAAUUCUGAGCCAGACGCAGUGCUACAGAUAUGAUUUAUAUCCUCUAGAAGCAGUACAGGAGUUCCUUGUCAUUUGAACCCCAGCCCAGUCCCACCUCUUCAUAGUAGAGUAAGGACAGCUGUGAAUAAUCAAACACUUCAUGCUCUCUAGCUCUUUCAUGGGGGCGGGGGCGUGCCAUUGUCCUCUUGAUCCGGAGAUGGUGAUUUAAAGUUAAAUGAAUGUGAGAUAAUGAAAAGAUGGAAAUAAAGUGGUUGUAGAUGGGGAGGGGA
Fukomys damarensis (Damara mole-rat) is the source of this 2154-nucleotide messenger RNA. RefSeq names its product anaphase promoting complex subunit 13 (gene Anapc13). The transcript has 3 exons. Gene Ontology annotation, biological process: protein K11-linked ubiquitination. The record is from RefSeq and is a predicted model, not a curated record. Gene Ontology annotation, cellular component: anaphase-promoting complex. Bases 219 to 443 code for a protein of 74 amino acids. Lineage: Eukaryota; Metazoa; Chordata; Mammalia; Rodentia; Bathyergidae.